Ciona intestinalis (vase tunicate) is the source of this 1961-nucleotide messenger RNA. The record is from RefSeq and is a predicted model, not a curated record. NCBI's taxonomy places the organism in Eukaryota, Metazoa, Chordata, Ascidiacea, Phlebobranchia, Cionidae.
GUUAAUGAAUUAGAAUUAUGAUAGAAUAUUUACUUGUUUCAUUAGGUCUGUUGGUAUGUCUAAAUUUUCUGAAUUAAAAUGGAUGACAUGAAAACAACUCUGGAUACUUAUAGAAAUCAACUAUCCCAGAUUAACGCAGCGAUCGAAUCCGGCCAAGAAGACGCGGACUUGAUUGUUCUACGCGAUGACAUCACAAACCUCAUCUCGCUUACAGAGGAAAGUUUGUUGGCAUACGAGAAGAGCCAGUUGAUGGCGCUGUUGGGCAAUGAAGACAAUCAGGAACAACCAUCCUCCAGUAACCAAACACCUCCACCUAGUGACAGGAUUGACGAACAACUCGCUUGUUUUUAUGCCGAUGAAACUUCCGUCUCCACAGACAAUAAACCUGAACUAAGUUUGAAAAUUUCCGCCGGAAGAUCUGUUUUAAACGAAGCGUUUUUGUCGACAAUAGAAGAUUGUGAUGACAUAAGUGGUGUCAAGUGUCGUGCUCCUUAUACCACCGAGUGGUCAGGUUGUCACUACCAUAACGCGAUGAUAAUGAAUGUUGUCAACGACCAUCAAGAACUGGAGGGAAAAUUCCCCGAUGACAUCAUAGUGAAAGUUUUGUUCCUGAAUCCAACAAUGGCAUCUAUGAUGUCAUGUCCUUAUUAUCUUGAAGAUAAGUGCAGAUAUUCGAAUGAUGAUUGUAAAUAUUCCCACGGCUGUUACGUCAGCUUGUACACACUCCAUCCGUUCCACCAACCAGAUUUUAAUAAUUUUACUCCUGGUUCAUCUUGCCUCGCUAAACAACAAGAUGGGACGUGGGGAUCUGCCACCCUCGACGUGGUGCAUGAGGACCUCAACUAUACAGUCAAGUUCCAACAUAGAAAUCUCACUCUUAACCUCGGUAUCGAUGAAAUAUUACCGACUCAUCAUGACAACGAGGAUUCCGAGUCAUCGGAUGAUGAUGAUGAUGUCAUAAUCGUUCCUGGUGAUGUCACAAUCACAGCGAAAGGAAUUGACUCAUCUACGUUCGGAGCAUGGGAGCAACACACGAGGGGGUUUGGAUCAAAGAUAUUGAUGAAACUUGGGUAUAAGAUGGGUGAAGGUUUGGGCACCAGGGGGCAGGGGAGAGUUGAUCCUGUCCAAGUAGAAGUGUUGCCAGUUGGAAAAUCAUUAGAUCAUUGCAUGAGGAUUAAAGAAAAAAGACGGGCAGCACUGGACAAAAACCUUAAGAAGGUGAAUCUCCCUAACCGACACCGACCUGGGAUGUUCAACUUUUUAAACAAAGCACUCGGUGACAAAAAGAAAACGCCAACAAAACCAAAGUUUCAACUACAAGAAGCAGUGAAGGUUAAAGAUUUAAAUAAUCGAACAAUUUCAAGGAAAAUAAAUCAAGAACUUGUGAAAAAUGAAUCGAAAAUCAAACAAGUUCAAUCAAGGGUGAAAAAGUUAAAAGAAUCAGUGGCAAGAAACAGGGAGAGAAACCCGAGUGUUGCCAAAAAACUUCAAGUGAAACUAAAUGAAGCAAUGUUGGAAUUGAAGUCAAUUAAAACUGAGAACACUGCAAUAGAACAACAACAAAAGCGCGCGGCUACACAUAGAAAAAUGGCGGAAUUUUAAUUUUAUUAUAUUUUAUAAUAUUUCUAGUAAAUACACUAAAAAACAUUUAGAAAAACCACAGUGGGUUGUAGAGAUUGUUGUUAAGCGUCAUGUUCGUGGAUACACCCACUAUGGUGGCAGUGUCGAGACUUGAACCUGUAAACUCUGGGGUACGGGCUGGGCAAAUAUAGGUCUGGACUCAGGGUUGUAUAAGGUUUUCAACUUUUCAAGGAGGGUUUAAGAACUGUCAUAUGAGAUAUGACUAAACAUGUUUUUCUUAGCAAACAUACACGUCAAAAGGGGGGAAUUUGAAAGUGACCCUUUAUUGAAUAGAGUAAUUAAAUGCUCGCUUUAAAAUAUAAUAAUUUUUUUUUCUACUA